AUGGAAAGUGGUGAUUCAGAAGUCCCUCCAAACGUCGAAAUGCUUCACCCCGGUGGGCAGAUUAAUCAACGCACCCAUCGCUAUCCCCAUUGCGUUGUGUGGACACCUCUCCCCAUCAUUACCUGGCUUUUUCCUUUAAUCGGGCACGUCGGCAUCACUAACUCAAAAGGUGUAAUUUACGAUUUCGCUGGACCAUAUUAUAUCAGUGAGGAUAACAUGGCCUUCGGGUGGCCCACACGUUACCUCCAGCUGGAUAUGGAGUCCGUAGGUGGGGCGGAGAAUUGGGACAGAGCUGUGCAUGAAGCGAAUACGGAGUUUAAGGGACGCAUGCACAAUAUCUGCUGCAACAACUGCUAUUGUCACGUGGCUCUUGCUCUGAAUGAAAUGGGUUAUGGCGGAUCGACUACGUGGAAUAUGUACUCUUUUGGACUGAUGAUGGCUUUUCGAAGCAAAUUUCUAGGGUGA
Molecule: messenger RNA, 465 nt
Organism: Hydatigera taeniaeformis
Lineage: Eukaryota; Metazoa; Platyhelminthes; Cestoda; Cyclophyllidea; Taeniidae
Source: the annotation of a GenBank genome assembly